AUGAUGAUGAAGAUGAUGAUGGAGAUGAUGAUGUUCAUGAUGCAGAUGAUGAUAUUGAUGAGGAUGCCGGUGCUGCUGCUGAUGACGACGCAGAGAGCUGCGUCGCCCGACCCCGGGUCAGGACCCUCCCGGACGCACUCCCCCCGCGCCGAGUCGGAGCCGGACAUGGAGGCCAGCGACAGGUCCACACCCAGCCAGAGCGUGCUCGACAAACUGAAGCAGCAGGUGGCCGACGUCACUGGCGACAUGCGCUCUGACGUCACUGGUGACAGGCGCUCUGACGUCACUGGUGACAGGCGCGGCAAGCUGGUGCCGCUGCCCGGCCUGGGUCUGGCCGGGUACGGCGGGUCUGGCGGCCGGGCCAGCAGCUCGCCGCCGGCCCGUGACACGGUCAGCCCGCCGGUCAACUCAGCGGCACAGUCGCCCCGCCAGGGCAGCGCCAAUCACGCCUCCUGGAACUACGAGGAACAGUUCAAACAGCUGUACGAGAUCGAUGACAACCCGAUGCGGAAGGAGUUCCUGGACGGGCUGUUCCAGUUCAUGCAGGACCGAGGGACUCCGAUAAACCGUCUGCCAAUCAUGGCGAAGCAGGUGUUGGACAUGUACGAGCUGUACAACUUGGUGGUGGCGCAGGGCGGUCUUGUGCAGGUCAUCAACAAGAAGCUGUGGCAGGAGAUCAUUAAGGGCCUGAAGCUGCCCUCCUCCAUCACCUCCGCAGCCUUCACCCUGCGCACACAGUACAUGAAGUACCUGUACCCGUACGAGUGUCAGAAGCAGGGCCUCAGCAGCCCGUCCGAGCUGCAGGUGGCUAUCGACGGUAACCGGCGCGAGGGCCGCCGAAGCACCUACAACAACGCCUCCUACGCCGACCUGAUGCAGAGGUCACCACUGAUGGCCGGAUCGAUGGCCCAGUCGUUUGGACUCGCGAACGGGCUGCCAACGACACUGCAGCAGUCGGGACUG
Molecule: messenger RNA, 963 nt
Organism: Pollicipes pollicipes
Lineage: Eukaryota; Metazoa; Arthropoda; Thecostraca; Pollicipedomorpha; Pollicipedidae
Product: AT-rich interactive domain-containing protein 3A
Exons: 7
Biological process (GO): regulation of transcription by RNA polymerase II
Cellular component (GO): nucleus
Molecular function (GO): DNA binding
Source: RefSeq, a predicted model, not a curated record